UAUAGCUGUGUUCUUUUCCCGGAAUCGACUGCGCAAAAAAAAAAUCGCAUUUCCAGUCAGUUUUCCAUUUUUGUGCUUCAUAGCCUAAACGCAGGGCUGUUAGUUACCUACUCGGUAUUCCUUCACACAAUUGUGGGGGUGGGGUACUCAUGUGCAAAGAUGUGAGACAAGAGACAGGUGAUGCGCUCUCUGCAUGCAUCCUGUCUUCAACAGGGGGAGCACAGCCACGGAACGAACGGUCGAACAGCAUGAGGCGUUCUCUUUUUACCGACGUUGAAUGACGAGGCGGAAUGGCAGGUGGACGUCGAGGACUUGUGGCCCCACAAAACACUUUUCUUGAGAACAUCGUCCGAAGAUCCAAUGAUACCAACUUUGUUCUGGGCAAUGCCCAGAUUGUGAACUGGCCCAUUGUGUACAGCAACGACGGCUUCUGCAAGCUCUCCGGUUACCACCGUGCUGAGGUCAUGCAGAAGAGUAGCACCUGCAGUUUCAUGUAUGGGGAGCUCACAGACAAGGAGACGGGUGAGAAAGUGCAACAGAUCUUUGAGAAUUAUGAGAUGAAUUCGUUCGAAAUUCUCAUGUAUAAGAAGAAUCGGAUGCCGGUGUGGUUCUUUGUUAAGAUCGCUCCUAUCAGGAAUGAGCAGGACAAGGUGGUGUUGUUUCUGUGCACCUUCAGUGACAUCACUGCAUUCAAACAGCCCAUUGAGGAUGACUCUGUGAAAGGAUGGGGUAAAUUCGCUCGGCUCACUCGGGCCCUGACGAGCAGCCGGGGAGUGUUGCAGCAGCUGGCGCCCACCGUCCACAAGGGCGAGAACGUCCACAAGCACUCUCGUCUGGCUGAGGUUCUCCAGCUGGGCUCAGACAUCCUCCCGCAGUACAAGCAGGAGACGCCUAAAACUCCUCCCCACAUCAUCCUCCACUACUGCGCCUUCAAGACCACCUGGGACUGGGUCAUCCUCAUCCUGACCUUCUACACAGCCAUCAUGGUGCCCUACAACGUCUCAUUCAAGACCAAGCAGAACAACGUCACCUGGCUGGUGGUGGACAGCAUCGUGGACGUCAUCUUUCUGGUGGACAUCGUGCUCAACUUCCAUACCACGUUUGUGGGGCCAGCCGGAGAGGUCAUCUCGGACCCCAAGCUGAUCCGGAUGAACUACGUCAAGACGUGGUUCGUCAUCGACCUGCUCUCCUGCCUGCCGUACGACGUCAUCAACGCCUUUGAGAACGUUGAUGAGGGCAUCAGCAGUCUCUUCAGCUCCCUCAAAGUAGUCCGUCUGCUUCGCUUGGGCCGGGUGGCCCGUAAACUGGACCACUAUAUUGAGUACGGGGCCGCUGUCCUGGUCCUGCUGGUGUGCGUCUUUGGCCUGGCCGCCCACUGGUUGGCUUGCAUCUGGUACAGCAUCGGCGACUACGAGGUCAUCGACGAGAACACCAACAGUGUGAGGAUGGACAGCUGGCUCUACAUAUUGAGCGAAUCGGUGGGGACGCCGUACCGCUUCAACGCCAGUGGCUCCGGUAGGUGGGAGGGCGGGCCAAGCAAGGACUCGGUCUACAUCACUUCCCUGUACUUCACUAUGACCAGCCUGACCAGCAUCGGCUUCGGCAACAUCGCCCCCACCACCGACGGAGAAAAGCUCUUCGCCGUGGCAAUGAUGAUGAUCGGAUCACUCCUGUAUGCCACCAUCUUCGGUAACGUGACCACCAUCUUCCAGCAGAUGUCCGCCAACACCAACCGCUACCACGAGAUGCUCAACAGUGUCCGCGACUUCCUCAAGCUCUACCAGGUGCCAAAGGGCCUCAGUGAACGCGUCAUGGACUACAUUGUCUCUACAUGGUCCAUGUCUAGAGGCAUCGAUACAGACAAGGUGUUGCAGAUCUGCCCCAAGGACAUGCGGGCGGACAUUUGCGUCCAUCUUAACAGAAAGGUGUUCAAGGAGCACCCAGCCUUCCGACUGGCUAGCGACGGGUGCCUACGAGCCCUGGCCAUGGAGUUCCAGACCACCCACAGUGCCCCUGGAGACCUCAUCUACCACGCGGGCGAAAGUGUAGACAGCCUCUGUUUCGUGGUGUCCGGGUCCUUGGAGGUCAUCCAGGACGAUGAGGUUGUGGCCAUAUUAGGAAAGGGAGACGUGUUUGGGGACGUCUUCUGGAAGGAGGUGACCCUAGCCCAGGCUUGCGCUAACGUUCGGGCCUUGACUUACUGCGACCUCCACGUCAUCAAGCGUGACGCUCUGCAGAAAGUUCUGGAGUUCUACACGGCCUUCUCCAACCACUUCUCCCGCAACCUGCUGCUCACCUAUAACCUCAGAAAGCGGAUAGUGUUCCGGAAGAUCAGUGAUGUGAAACGUGAGGAAGAGGAGAUGCUCAAGAGGAAUAACGAGGCCCCUCUGAACCUUCCUCCGGACCACCCCGUCCGUCGCCUCUUCCAGCGCUUCCGGCAGCAGAGGGAGGCGCGACUGGCAGUGGAGCGAACCUGUCAGGGGGAGCCACCAGACUUGGAGAAGGGCACUGUCCACCUGGAGCAAACCAAGGUCCAUGAGGUCCUCGCCUCCACCAGCAUCAUCAUGGUGACCGAGAGCCCUGCUACUCCCACAGCUUCAUCCACAUCUUUGUCUUUGUCCUCCAGGCCCUCUAGCCGAGUCAUGCUUCAUGCCCCUGCCAUCCAAAAUGGCAACCUCGUAGGCUGCAAGUCCGCAGAGCCUGCGCCAAAGAUCAAAAAGGGCUGGGGUCGUUUCAAGGAGUCUGUUGUGAAAGCAGAGUCGUGGAGCAGCGUUUCUAAGGCCGAGUCCAUGGAGACCUUGCCGGACAGGACUAAGUCCUGUAAUGAGAUGUCUCUCAAGAAGACGGACUCUUGUGACAGCGGUAUUACUAAGAGCGACCUGCGUUUAGAUAACGUGGGUGACGCCCACACUCCGCAGGACCGGAGCCCUGUGCAGUCAGAAGGGAAGCUGGUUGUCUGUCCUAUACCCGUACAGACCAUGCACGCCUCUUUCCUGGAGCUGAAGCAGGAACUUAGGGGAGACAUCGGGUCUCUUAAUGGCCGCAUGGCGGUGGUGGAGGCACAGCUGGCCGAGAUGCUUCAACUACUAAAAUCGAAAAAGGCCUCUAGGCCCCAAUUCCCAUAAGGACGACAGCUUCUCACAAUCUUGACACUGCAUGUUUUGGCAGUCUAUGCAGUGUUUCCCAACUCCAGUCCCUGAUUACCAACAACAGUACACAUUUUUGUUGUAGCCCCGGACAAGCACUGAUUCCUGAUUCAACUUGUUAACGAUCAAGCCCUCAAUGAGUUGAAUCAGGUGAGUUUGUCCGGAGCUACACCAAAAAUGUGUGCUGUUGGGGGUACUCGAAAGGGAGUUGUGAAACAUUGGUCUAUGGAACAUGAAGUGAAUGCAUCCUAGAAUUCAUCCAGGAGCUGGCUGUGGUGUAGCAAAAUUGUGAGAGAGGUUUUGUGAAGACUUGGGCAGUAAGAUGGUCCUAAAUUAGUACAGAUGAGUAAUGAGGGAUUUUCUUACCAUAUUAUUAGAUAUAGGGGUAACCUGGAUUUUUUUUUAAAUGCACAUCUGGAUUAUCUCUGCACCUUGAGGUACAUUCUGUGCGAUAUUCCAUCGAUCUACUUUUGUAGGAGUUCAAACUGUAAACUGCAUAAAUAACGCUUUUGUUGUCUAAUUUCUUUUCAAUUGGAUUCGUUUUAGUUUUAAUUUGGUCACACUUUUCACAUGGUAAAAUGACUAACCCCUUAAGGAGGUUUUCAUCAAAUCUGUGCACUCAAUUGAAAUUAGCAAUAAUAUUUUAUUGCAUUGAUAUAGUUUUUCAACUGGUCUCAAAGCACUUCAACUUGCAGGGAGUGAUGUGGCCAUGAUAAUAUGAGCAGUGUGGAGCAACAGCGAAGAUGCACAUAUCUGAAAUGACAAUGUCCACAGCGAAGAUGCACAUAUCUAAAAUGACAAUGUCCGCAGCGAAGAUGCACAUAUCUAAAAUGACAAUGUCCAUUGUUAUUUACACCAUUGCUCUCUCCUUGUGGUAUUAAAAUGAAGGGAAAUGAAGGGAAAAUCAUGAUUGUGAACUUUCAAUGUAUGGUGGAAACCAUGGCAUCUUUUCAACCAACAUCCAUCCUAAAUUGUUAUGGGAAGAAAUCAAUGUGAAUUUGUCUAAACUAUGAAACCUUUGUGCAUUUUGGGUCAUCACUGUUGAUAUAAUAUGCAAAGUAUUGCCAUCUAUAUUGUGUCUUUAGCAUUUCAAUUGCAAUGUUAAAGGAGUAAAAGGAGAUACUUGUACAGACAGGUCCAGAAUUAUUGGAACCCUUGAUAAAGAUGGGCAAAAAAGACUGUAUAAAAUAAACAAUACAAAUACUACAAUUGCUCAGAGAAAGAGAUUUUGUUUAACAAAUAAUAGUUUUCUCUAAAAAAAAAAGAUAGGGAUCCCCCCCUGUUUUCAAUAUACUCCGGCACCCUCCACCUUGCGUGGAUAACAGCACCGACUUUUUCUGAAAUGUUUUAUGAGAUUGGAGAACACAUUGGGAGGGAUCUUAGACCAUUUCUCCAUACAGAAUCUUUCCAGAUCCUUGAUAUCCUUUGUCUACACUUAUGGACUGCCCUCUUCAAUUCAAACCACAGGUUUUCAUUGGGGUUCAAGUCCGUAGACAGAAAGCCGUUGCAAAAUAUUGAUUUUGUGGUGAAUUAACCAUUUCUUUGUGUAUUUUGAUAUGUGCUUGGGGCCUAUUGUCUUGCUGGAAGAGCUACUUGCGGCCAAGUUUCAUCCUCCUGGCAGAGGCAACAAGGUUUUUGGGCUAAAAUGCCCUAGUGCAGUACUUGUUAAAGUUCAUGAUACCGUUGACCUUAACAAGGGCCCCAGGACCAGUGGAAGCAAAAUAGCUCAUAACAUCAAAAGAUCCACCACCAUAUUUUAAAGUAGGUAUGAGGUUAUUUUCUGCAUAUGCAUUCUUAUUUUGAAGCCGAACCCACCACUCCUGUGCGUGGCCAAAGAGCUCUAUUUGCACAGGUUCCAAUCCAAGUGCCAAUGCAAACUCCAAGCGUUUCCAUUCUGAGUUGCUCUCAAUUACGUUUUUCUGGCAACCCUUCCAAAGAGCCUAUUUGCAUGGACGUGGCAUCUAAUUCUAAGACUUACUUGGUGACCUGAAGUUUUCCAUAAUUUUCCAUCUUUGGCCCUUCAAUUUUUCUUUACCUCCCUUUACCUCUUAAUUGUUGACAUAAUAGUGGUAAGUGGGAUAUUUGUUUUUUAAGCUAUUUGUUGUUCCUGUUGUGAGUUUUUAGCAUUUUCCCAUGGCGAUUGAUGAUACAUUUACAUGUGUGUGUUACCUCAUUUUAGAAGUUAACAGGGAGCCAUGGAAGACCACAAUACAGUUAUUUAAUGAGAUUAAUUUAAAAAGAAUGUUAAUGCAGAUUUUGUUUGUUUUUAUAAGAAUAUUUAGCAGUUCCAAUCAUUUUGAACUGUAUCUUUUUAAAAUAUAUAUUUUCUCUGUGCAAUUGUAUUAGUAGAAAAAAAACAGUUUACUGUGCACUUGAAGUUUUCAGACCCCUUGACUUUUUCCACAUUUUGUUACGUUACAGCCUUAUUGUAACAUGGAUUAUAUCGUUUUUUCCCUCCCCUUUUGAAUCUACACACAAUACCUCAUAAUGACAAGGCAAAAACUGUUUUUUAGAAAUGUUUGCAAAUGUAUAAAAAGACUACUGAAUAUCACAUUUACAUAAGCAUUCAGAACCUUUACUCAGUACUUUGUUGAAGCACCUUUUGCACUGAUUAAAACUUUGAGUCUUCUUUGGUAUGAUGCAACAAUCUUGGCACACCUGUGUUUAGGGAGUUUCUACAGAUGUUUCUCUGCAGAUUCUCUCAAGCUCUGUCAGGUUGGAUGGGGAGCACCGAUGCACAGCUAUUUUUUAUAGCAAAGAUACACCCCCUUAGUCUACAUGACAAACAACAGAUGUGUGGAAUGGGUCACAUGGUUAGGAUUUGUAUGAAAGAAAUGAAUCAUUCACAGCAGACUACUGUAAAGACUGUUCUCAUUGUGUGGAAACCAGAGUCUAGCCCCCAAAACAAGGUUCCCUUCAUCAUUAUCCAUACCCGAGCCAUCUCUCCCUCGUACCUUCCAGUCAGACUUGAGCAGUCAGAUCUCCCUCACAUGAAUGGAAUGUGGCUUGUUAGUAGAUUGACGAUGCCUUAAGUGAUAAACCUAUCAGCAUUAAGCCCCAGAGGCCAACUGUCAGUUCACACAAACACAUUAGAGUUCUAAGAACCCUAUUCUGUUGCAAAGAACAACCAUUUUAUGCAAUAACAGUAUUAUAACAUAAUCUUGUAGUUUUGCUCUCAUAACCGUCGCCCCAGUCUGAGGUCCUGAGCACUCUGGAGCAGGUUUUCAUUAAGGAUCUCUCUGUACUUUGCUCUGCUCAUCGGGCGGCAG
This is a messenger RNA of Oncorhynchus gorbuscha (pink salmon), 6415 nucleotides long. RefSeq names its product potassium voltage-gated channel subfamily H member 1-like. The transcript is spliced from 13 exons. Gene Ontology annotation, cellular component: membrane. The record is from RefSeq and is a predicted model, not a curated record. Gene Ontology annotation, biological process: potassium ion transmembrane transport; regulation of membrane potential. Bases 291 to 3125 code for a protein of 944 amino acids. Gene Ontology annotation, molecular function: delayed rectifier potassium channel activity. Lineage: Eukaryota; Metazoa; Chordata; Actinopteri; Salmoniformes; Salmonidae.